GAUCUGAAUAAUACAAUGUGUUCGUCUUACAAGUUCAUAACAUAGCCAUAUUAUGUUUAGAAAUUCUCAUUUAGCUUCAUUAGUUUUAAUAUUAGAAUGUCUUUUGUCCUAUUAUCAAACUUUGUUUCUAAAUUAAAAUAUCUAAAUAACAUUUUCAACAAACCACAGAAUAUAUUGUAACCUUUUAAUGAAAUUUGAUGAUAUGUAAAUUUACAUUUUUACAUAUUUAUACGACAAAGAUAACACAUUAUAUGGGUAAGAUGUCCUCUUAAUAAAUAAUAAAUAAAACGUUAUAUAGAUUGUUGAAUAUUGUUUAUAUGUUAAAUAAUACAUUUUAACCUUCAAAAAUUAAACAUUAUCAUGCAUAACAAUAAAUUACUCAAUAUCCAAAUACCAAAAAUAUACCAAAGCAUGUAAAAUCAUCAGUAACCUUGCCUCACUGCAACAUGCACAACUCAACAAUGAAAACAAGAUGCAGUCAAAAUGUUGAACUCUUUGCAAAGCUUUACUUCUAAGUUAACUCGUCAUCCAGGGAAUUUAAAAUUAGGACAGGUGAACACAUUUUUAAAUAGAUGCGGUGUGAGUCAUGAAGAUUUGGACAAGCUUUCUGUUAUUCAUGUGGCUGGGACAAAAGGAAAAGGAUCCACAUGUGUAUUUUGUGAACAAUUGUUGUUGUAUAAAGGUUAUCGUAUUGGCUUAUUUACUUCUCCACAUUUAAUCUCUGUCAAGGAAAGAUUUCGAAUUAAUGGAAAAGUCAUUUCUGAUGAUAAGUUUGUGUUUUAUUUUUGGAGUGUUUACAAUACACUAUUAUCAAAGAGAAAUGAUGGAGAAGAAUUACCAGCUUAUUUCAUGUUUUUGACUGUUAUGGCAUAUAAAAUGUUUAUUAAUGAAAAAGUGGAUGUUGCAAUCAUAGAAACUGGAAUUGGUGGUGAAUACGAUAGUACAAAUAUAUUAAGAAAAACAUCUGUCGUUGGAAUUUCAUCAUUAGGAUUUGAUCACACAACUGUACUUGGAAAUACUUUACAAGAAAUUGCUUGGCAAAAAAGUGGAAUUAUGAAGCCAAAUUCUGUUACAAUUGUCGCUAAUAAUCAACCUAAAGAAACACAUCAAAUCUUAAUUGAGCGUAGUAUUGAAAAGCAAACAACAUUAUUGGAAGCUCCGCCAUUCAACAAGUACAAUUGGUAUGAAAAUACUUCAGAAUUAGGAGUUUUAAGUACACCACAAGAGAUAAAUGCUUCACUUGCUAUUCAACUGGCUAAUGCAUGGAUUAAUCGUAACAAUAAACACGACUGGUUAAAGGAAUGCAAAAUUGGAUUAAGUGGUAUGAAACAAGCUCCAAUCUGGGAAAUUAAUAAACAAGAUAAACAAGCAUUAAGGGAUGUUAAGUGGCUUGGUCGCAAUCAAGUUUUAAAUAUAACACCCAAUUUAUCAUUUUUUUUGGAUGGAGCCCAUACAAUUGAGAGUAUUCAGUUAUGUAGUAAAUGGUAUCAAAAUGUUUGUCCAAAAUCGCAACUGAAUAUAAAAAAUAUUUUAAUAUUUAAUGUCACAGCAUUAAGAGAUUACUCUACAUUUUUAAAAACACUAUUAUCUGAAAACAAAAUUGAUGUAGUUUUGUUAUGUCCAAUAGUCACAUCAAUUAAUAAACAUCGUCCAGAUACUGUUGAUAUGAAUUUCAAUUACGAAGAACAAUUAGUUAAAUGUUAUAAUAUGAAAAAUUCUAUAGAUAUUUGUGAUGUAGAAGUGUUUAAUUCAAUACAAGAAACUGUAGAGCAUGUUAAAAAUUGCAGCUCUUCUGAAAAAAAUAUAAACUUUCAAGUUUUAGUAACUGGUUCAUUAAAACUUGUUGGAGGAGUUUUAGAAGUUCUCCAAUCUUGAUACUUAUAUUAUAAAUAAAUCAAUUCUAUAAAAUAUUAGUUAUUAUUAAUGAUCAAAUGUAAAAAUUUCCUAAGUAUUACACAGUAUGUUAAAUUAUAUUUUAAACUACAAAUUGUUACUUUUUGUGUAUUUAGCAUAGACUGUACUAUUUAAUUAUUGAUGUGAUUAUAUAAAUAUGUAGUCCACAAAACACAGAUAUGUGUUCAUCAAUUGGAAAGUUAAUAAGAAACAAUUUUCCUUCAAUAUUUGUUUAAACAAUGUAUUUGUUAAUCCUUUAAAAAGGGAGACCAUAAUACUUUCCAAUUAAUUAGCAUACUGAAUGUUUUAUUUUAAAAUUUUUAAGAGCUCUGUUAUAUUUUUUAAAUAUUUUAUCUAUCUACUAUUUAAUAUCUUGGGAAAUUUUUAUAGUUAAUAAUUUUUUAUAUUAUCUUGAAUUAUAAUAAAAUAAUAAAAUGCUCAAAUAUAUUUUAAGUUUUUGUUACCAUUUAAAAAUAGUUUUAACUACAAUUAUUGUAAUUAAAAGAAAAAAUUUCAUUCUUAAUCAAAUUUGUUUUUUAAUUUAAUUUAAAAUAUAUGUGUUAUGAACUUAAAUAAUAACUUAUGACUGAUAUACACCAACAUAAUAUGUUAAAUGUAAAUAACAUAAUCAAAACGUGCUUACAUAAAAUAUCAAUCAUAAAUGAUUUGCUUCAUUGUUAGCCAAAAGCCCAAAACAUAUGUAUUAAAUUUUAGAUUCUAAUUGAAGUGAUGGUAAUUGGUAAUACAAUGUUUGAACGAAUGUAAUUUUACAACUUUAUAAGUAAAAUAUUAUAAAAUUAAACACUUGGAAAAGAGUACUCAAAAAGUAUCAAGUGGCACUUUUAUCUAUUGUUUGAAAAUUUGUAUUAACAAAAACCCGUAUUGUUUUAAUAAAAAUGUACUUACUAA
This is a messenger RNA of Aphis gossypii (cotton aphid), 2802 nucleotides long. It is a transcript of the gene Fpgs1, whose product is annotated as folylpolyglutamate synthase, mitochondrial. Gene Ontology annotation, biological process: tetrahydrofolylpolyglutamate biosynthetic process. The transcript has 9 exons. The record is from RefSeq and is a predicted model, not a curated record. Lineage: Eukaryota; Metazoa; Arthropoda; Insecta; Hemiptera; Aphididae. Gene Ontology annotation, molecular function: ATP binding; tetrahydrofolylpolyglutamate synthase activity. Gene Ontology annotation, cellular component: cytosol; cytoplasm; mitochondrion. The coding region runs from base 484 to 1875 and encodes 463 amino acids.